AGUCUGUGAAGCCCAUAUAAACAACCAGAGGGUUGUCCCUCGAAAGAUUUGGAAUGGCAGAUUCAGACGAAGAAUCCGAUCGCCGACGCAACCGUGACAAAUUCCGCCGCGAACGAAGCGAUAACGAAGGACGUCGUCGCCCAGGUGAUAAACGUGAGCCUUUCGACGACCGAUCAGGAACUGUUGGCGUCACAUCUAUACGAGAUGAUUACCGUUUGUCUGGGGAAAACAGAGGUGAGCGUGGACGCUCACCACCUGCAGAACCUCCAUACAAACGACCUAGAAAGGAGCAAAAUGACGAUUUAAGGUCAGCUUCUCACCUGCGUAAGGAUUCCAAAAGUGCGAAUACGGCAGAAUAUGAUAACAUGUACAGACCUCCGAUAAUACCGUUCAAACGAUUCCUUGAUCCCUUGGAUGAUCUUAUAACAGAAGAAGAGGCGUGCAGUAAAUACAAAGAGUACAAAGAAGGCUACAUGAAACGUCAUGUGGAAGAAUUCUUCGAAGCCCACAAGAAUGAGGAAUGGUUACGUCUACGUUAUCAUCCCGACUACGUAGAUGGAAGAAAACUUGCUCUUAAUGCAGCAGUCAAACAUCGUUUGGAUGUUUUUAUGGAACUUUUACAGAAAGGUUUUUUCGAAAAUCAGUCUGUUCAAAUGGACAACAGCGAAAACCUUAUAAAACUUAUGGACUCUGUUGUUAUCAAGCUAGAAGGAGGAACUGAUGAAGACUUGAAAAUACUCGAUGAACCUGAUCGUAGUAAAUACUCUGAUGAUGAACUGUUGCAUCAAUCAUCUCAGGCACCUGGACCGAUAUGUUGUGAAAAUAAGAGUGAGGGAGAGGCUGAAUCCGAUGACGACUUUGAUCACAAUACAUCCGAUUCGAAGAAUCUUCAAAAAGCGAAGCAAGAACCUUUCUGUACACAAAGUUGUCCCAUUGUGGAUAACCGGAAAACUAAGCGACGUAGACGGACUAUAUCGAAUAAGUCUGAAAGCUCUGCCCACUCACAAAGUAGUCAAAGCAGUGACAGUGAAAGUGCAUCUUCAAGUGAUAGUGAGCAUGUCGAAAAUUUCCAACCACAACCUGAAAGUAAACCAGAAAUUAAUGAGUUCAGCGGUGUAAAUGACAUCAUAAAGUCUGAUGAGAUUGAAGAUGAUGAUGUGCCCACUCCUACAACUGCUGAAACGCCAACAGGAUGUAAAAAUGAAGACCCUAUAAUAUUUCAUCCUUCAGAUGAUUCACUUGUCAAAAAUCCUAAAGUUGAUGUUUCAAAUAUUACUGGUCAAUCGAAAUCUUCAAAUCCUCCACCAAAGCUAUUGCACAAAACUGCGUCGAUAUUUUUUCGAGCUUUGCCUUCAAGUAUAACAGAAAGCGAACUGAAAGAGCUUUGUGCUUCUCAGCCCGGAUUCAUCAGAUUAGCCCUCUGGGAACCUGUUCCUGAACGUCGAUUUAUGCGGCAUGCAUGGGCGACAUAUGAACCGUCUGUAAACAUUAAAAAAAUUUGUUGGGCGUUAAACACCAGUAAUCUAUUACGCGAAAAGCUAGAUCUUCCAAAUGGUGAGCUUGGCGCCACAGUGAACCGUGAUUUAGCUCAGAGAGUUCGUCCUCUUACUCCUCUAACACGUCAUAAAUCUGUUAUGCGACAAGAUUUACUUCUGGCAGCACAACUUGUUGCUCGGCUGGAUGCAAAAUAUAACCUGUGGACUGAUUCUAACACUUCUGAAUGUAAUGAUAAUGAUGAUGUGAAAACAACUGAAAAGCUCACAGUAAAUGGAGAAUCAGAAACGAAAAAAAGUAAUGAGUAUGCAGCUUUGGAAACGACUAUUAACAGUAAAAAUCCAUUACUUAGAAAUCUGACUGAUUAUUUGGUUGACGAGGGUGGAAGUGAAGAGGAAGCUCUAAUAGCUGAAACUCACGGAGAUGGUGGAUGCGAUAACAAUAUGGUUGGACGUGUUCACACUGUGACAUUAGAAUCUGAUCCGAAUUUGGCUCAUAUCUUGGAUUUGUUAAUACUUUAUUUACGUGUUGUUCAUUCUAUGGAUUAUUAUGCAGGAGCUAUAUAUCCUAUGGAGGAUCUUAUGCCUCAUCGAUGUGGAAUUCUACAUGCUAGAGGUGAUAGAGGUAUUAAUCCUACUGUCCCUGGUGGUCGUACUACUGGUCUAGCUUUUACUCAAAAGGAAAUCAAUGAUCAUUUACAGAGUUUUGCAUUGAAACUGCGCUCUCUCAUCGAUGUGCCAAAAGAUUUAACUGAAGAUGAAAUGAAAAGAUUGGGAAUGAGAGAUCCUGAGAAAGCAGCAGAAGAUUUCAUUGAGGCAAAUAUUCAGAAAAGAACUGGCAAGAAGAAACCGUAAGUCAUAAGACAUAAUAAUGAGGAGCGAUUAACAAGUGUAUCUAUCUCUGUGUUAUUGUUAGCAACAAAUUUGCGUCUAGUUAUCUGUGGAAAUGAGUAUUUGUGUCUGGAGGACCGAUGGGUUGAUCAGACGUGUGUAUCGCAAUAACCCCAAAGAGCUACAUUAAUAUGAACGUUUGUCCCUUGAAGCUCUGUCUUAGUGGUGCGAUUGAAACCAGUUUACCGUUGUAAUGUUAGUGAAUAGCUACAUUAUGAUUGAGGUCCGAUAGCAAACACUGAGAAACAGUUCAGUUGGCUAUUUCUUUGUCCACUAGCAAGUUGAAUAAGGAAUGAUACUACAAUAGGUCGCCUAGUUCUUUUCAAAGUUAUGAAGACUCUAAGUAACCUGAAAUGAGGAAGGCCAGAAGAGUCAAGUGGGCUAAUUACCAGGGGUAGUUAAGAAUAACAGUUACGUAUCAUGCGUUUGACAUGAGCUUGACGCUUCAGGGUUUUGUUUGAAAUAACCAGGAGGGAGGAUAAUCGCUUCAUCGCUUUGAGCGUUUGAUAACUACCGCUAGUAUAAUCACUAGGGUGAACUCUAUCAUUGACCUACAACCUAUACCAGAGAUAUAGGCAAGCAUAUCGGCCGACUCGGUCCUACUCGGGAGGAGGCAACAAGCAUAUUACCCAGCGCCUUCAUCAUACCUCGUGUGCAUUGCGUACUCUCCUUUCGCCCGACGAAGCACGUUACUCAUACUUCUGAGUAAACGGAUUAGGUACCGUAACCAAGAGUAUUCAUAAACAUCUGAGUAGAUCUGCCAUUACCCAUGCCAAGUAGCUUUCUUCACUUGGAAACCCUAGCGCUGGACGGUAAGAUGGUGACUCGGGUACUAUGACGGAGGUCCACCGUCUCACAAGUAGAAACGACAUACCGUAGCCAUCUGAUUCACCAGCAAACCAGGUAUCCGACUAAGGUCGACUAAAUGUGCACCAUCGAUUGGACCAUUCACGCGCGUCACUAAUUGGUGGAUGACAAGAUAUUUGCCCACAUUUUGAGAGUAAUAGUUGCUCUCGAGCCUUUUAAACAAACCGAAAUUUAAAGACAUUCAUCGAACAUAUGCCUUUUAGUGCUGUAGGCAAUGAGCUAGACCUAUUGUGUGAGGGUUAAAGGUACUACAUAAGGGCGUAAACCUCUGUAAGUGGAGCGGAGUUCAAACCCAUAACCCAUUGGUUUUAAGUUGGGUGCCUAGAUCUGUGACGAGCCACAAUUUCACUUGACUGGUAAACUAUGCAAUGUUUCAAUACGUGAUAUUUAAAUAAGGCAGAAUGUAAUCAUACCCAUCCUCCUUUUCAACCUCAGUUUUUUUUUUGAAAUUUUUUGUGUUACACCUUUUUCUCCUGAAAGAAGUUCGUCUGUAUAAGUUAACUAUCAGAAUGGUGAAGACUAUUUGUAGCUCAGGUGGAUGGUCUUGGUUGUUUUGUGUUCUCUGAGCUGGGCUGUUUAAUCUUGGAGCUUUUAUCACCACGACAUCAUCAGCACUAAUGAAAUCAAAUUCACAAUAGAGAAGGAGUCAAACAAUCAACUACCACUCCUUGAUGUUUCAGUCGCUAGGACAAAUGCCGAAAAGCUGGGAACCCAAGUGUACAGGAAGCCAACACAUUGAUCAAACCCUGAACUAUAAUAACAACAACUCAACAGCGCACAGAGUUAGUUGCCUACAGACUAUUCAAAAGAGCAAGAACACCCUGCAGUACAACAAAUUCACAUAGAACC
This is a messenger RNA of Heterobilharzia americana, 4100 nucleotides long. The record is from the annotation of a GenBank genome assembly. Lineage: Eukaryota; Metazoa; Platyhelminthes; Trematoda; Strigeidida; Schistosomatidae.